Molecule: messenger RNA, 3210 nt
Organism: Helicoverpa zea (corn earworm)
Lineage: Eukaryota; Metazoa; Arthropoda; Insecta; Lepidoptera; Noctuidae
Gene: dsb
Product: scavenger receptor class B member 1
Exons: 12
Coding region: 378-2060 (560 amino acids)
Cellular component (GO): cytoplasm; membrane
Molecular function (GO): scavenger receptor activity
Source: RefSeq, a predicted model, not a curated record
CUGGCUUCUGACUACUCGUAACGACUGAAAAAAAUGUUACAAUGACAGAAGGGCCCACCAAUUAAAUGUGCCUUCCGAAACACGGAGGAACUCGUCAUGACAAGACGGUUACCCAUCUAUGAUCCGACUGCACCAAGCGUUGCUUAACCUUAUGAUCGAUCAAUCCAGCGGCAUGUUAUUUACUGUCAUGAUUGGCGAAAAAUAUGUAUUUUUUUGAGAUUUACCUGUUUUUAUUGACUAAAUUCAUAAGCUAAAUUCAGGCAUAAUUUAACCUGUUUGCAGCAUACGUCAUACAUUUUUGAUAUUACCAAAACAUACCUACUGAAAGCUUCAGUUUAUGUCCGCGAUUUCAUGAUAUAGGUCGCCUCGCUGUGAUAAUGUUCAGUAUCGGUACUGUAGUACUUGGAAUUAUACUGUCCUUCGUGCCAUGGCUGGAUUAUAUUAUAUUUAGGGAAUUAAAGCUCUGGAACGGCUCUCUAAGUUACAGCUACUGGCAUAAGCCAGGCGUGAUCAGGCUGACCAAGGUGUAUAUCUUCAACGUGACCAACCCUCAGGCGUUCCUGGAGAAUGGGGAGAAACCGAAACUGGUGGAAGUGGGGCCUUUUGUUUAUCGAGAAGACAUGGAGAAGGUGAACAUAAAGUUCCAUGACAAUGACACGGUGACGUACCAACACAACAAGAUAUUACGCUUCGUGCCUGAAAUGUCCGUGGAUAAGAAUCAGAAGCUGGUCGUGCCUAAUAUUCCUUUACUGACAGUGACUUCCUUCUCCCCCAACCUGGCGAGCUGGGUGUUCAACCUGCUGGUGUCGGGGCUGGCCAUCACCUACCGAGAUAGAGCCAAACCCUUCGUGCAUGUUACUGCUGAGGAACUGGUUUUUGGUUACAACGAUCCAUUAGUGACACUGGCUCACUAUUUCUACCCGAAGGGGAAGAGACCCAACAGUCAGAUGGGAUUGCUUCUAGCAAGAAAUGGCACCUUAGACGAGGUAUCGACGAUGUACACGGGUCAGAAUCAGAUGGACAGGUUCGGCUACAUGGACAAGAUCAACGGACUGGACCAUCUACCUCACUGGAAGGACAGGCCUUGCAAUGAUAUACGUGCAUCCGAAGGUUCGUUCUUCCCGCCGCGUUCGCUGACCAAGUCUGACAUUGUCCACGUGUACGACAAGGAUCUCUGCAGGAUUCUGCCGCUGCAGUAUCGGGAGGAUGUCUAUAAAGAUGGCAUAAAAGCAGGGUUAUACACUCCCCCUCCGUCUACCUUCGAGAGUGCUGACGUGAACCCUGACAACAAAUGUUACUAUCCUGGAGAGAAGUGUCCUCCGAGGGGGCUGCAGAAUAUCAGUCCUUGUCAAUACAAUGCUCCUGUAUAUCUUUCGUUCCCCCACUUCUACGAUGCUGACCCAAGUCUGCUGCUGCCAUUCGAAGGUCUGAAGCCUAACAAGAAGAAGCAUGAGACCUACUUCAUGAUACAACCGAAAAUUGGAGUACCCUUAGAAGGCUUCGUGAGAGUGCAGCUGAACCUGAAAGUAGACCGAGCCCCCAACAUACCCAUCAACAAUAUUAACAACUUCCCUGAUACUAUCUUCCCUGUUAUGUGGAUUGAAGAAGGUAUUCACGAGCUGUCAACCCCAAUAUGGCGAUGGAUCUACUUAGCAACCACCGUGGGACCAGUUGCAGCACCGGCCAUAACCUAUUCUAUGAUCCUAACAGGCUUUCUGAUCCUUGCCAUCGUUUUUAUAAAAACCUAUAAAAGCCUCGUAAUCGGCCAACAUGCCAUAGAGAUUGUAGAACUGGGAAGACCGAUUAGACGGAGCUCGACGUUAAUUAUAAGUGGAGCUCACAAAAUAAUGUCUAACAGAGAAUCUUCAUACAUACCGCUGAACCAAUGCGGAGAUAAGGUACAAGAAUUAAGCUACGUACGCACAGAUUGUAGUUUAGAAUUCAAAAAUUGUUUAAAAACAGAUUUUGUUAAGUCUUCUUUUAGUGAUGCGGAAAGGGAAUCUUUGAUACGGGCGGAUAAUAGUUUUAUUUUGUCAGAACAUAGGUUUAAUCAGGAAUAGAGGGUUUUUUUUAGUUUUUAUUUACCGUCCCCUUCGGCUAGACCAGUGGGUGUGCACUUUGCUUUUGUCAAUGUAAAUAAUCUUGAAGAACUUAUUCUGAAUGAAAGAUAAAGAAAAACCAGGUACUAUUGAUGUGGUUACCCGGGUAACUGGGUUGAGGAGGUCAGACAGGCAGUCGCUCCUUGUGGCACACUGGUACUCAGCUGCAUUCGGUUAGACUGGAAACCGACCUCAACAUAGUUGGGAAAAGGCUCUUAGGAUAAGAGGUAUCCUAUACUGGGGAUGGUUAAAUAAUUUAUAUUUACAUACACAAAGUAUGAUUUAUUUAUUAACUAAACGUUAUAAAUAAGAAGUUAUUUUACAGUCCUUUCAUACACAGUAGACUUUAGUCUACAGCUGAAGAAUUUAAGCGAAAUAUUAAAAAAAAAUGUAUUUUGCAAAUAUGGUUAGGUAUGCAAAGGUCUUAGUGAAAAAAUAAAGCUAAGCCACAUUUUACCAUUCGGCUAGAGAAUAAAAAUACCAAUGACUUUACUAUAGUCAGUAUUUGUCGAAGUCUGACAAAUGUAAACUAUUUGACAAAAGCAAAGUGACAACAUAAAAAAAAAUAUUGUAUAUCAGGGUAUUACGUACUUUAUUUUAAAUGCUUUUUGGGGACGGUUAGCCACAAAACAGGGAAAGUACAGUUACCAUAAAUUCAAUGGUGUUUAAAGAAAGCUGUAGAAAAUUUAUUGGACUAUGAAAAGCAAUUUUUUCUUCAUCAGAGCGAUGAUUUUUUUUACUGAAAAUUCGAGUUUGACAGUUACGAGAUAUAAGAGGUCAAAAAUACUAUAUUUUUAUAGGACAAUUGACAAAAAAUCUACUGUCAAAAAGGUAUUGUGUGACCACAGAGUUAGAAAAAUUGUAGAAGUAGCAAUUUUUUUACAUGUUUUUUUUCUAAUUUGAAUUCAUGUGAAAAUACCAUAUUGUUAUUUUAUGGUACUGUACUUUAUUUAAUGUGGUUUUUAGGCUAUAUUUAAUUUUAUAUAGGGUUGUGUCGACGACUGAUUGUAUAGGAUUCCGAUUUUAACGGAAUUCGUCUAGAUUUAAACGGAAUAUUUGCUCACUUUUGUAUUUUUUUCUGUUUAUAAUGAAUAAUAUGUGAAAAAAGUUA